AUGGAGCCACCGGAUCUGCCAACAUCUUCGACGGGGCAGCAACACUCUUUGCUUGCUGCCCGACCUUCAUUCGCCGCCAUGAUCUCCGCCCCUCGUUCUGCUCCUCCCCCUCGACUCAGCCCCGUCCCCCUGGCAAAUCGUACAUCAUCCAUCGUUGAACAAGCGCCAGCGGUGUUCUUCUCACCACUCGAGAUCGAUCAACUCAAUAAACAGGUAGAUAAUACGUUGAUCAUGAAGUUUUCGGCAGGGCGUCCAAGUCUGCAAGAAAUCCGCAGUCAUAUCAACGCGGAGUGGAACUUAGCUGCUGAGCCUGCAAUAGGGUUUUUAGACCCUCGUCAUAUUACUAUUCACAUGGGUUCUGUAGGCGAUGCGAAAUUGGCUCUAUCGCGAAACACAAACAGCAUCAAGAACUGUAUGUUCCGGCUAUUUAGAUGGAUGCCGGAGUUUGCUUUAGGAAAAGAUAGUAAUAAGGUAGCGGUUUGGGUCCGAUUUCCGAAGCUGCCGCUGCCUUAUUUUAAUGUCUCUUCGCUUGAAAGAAUUGGAGGAGCCCUAGGUACUGUUCUUCGUGCCGAUGAUCGUACCCUCGCUUUCACUCAUACGAACUAUGCUAGGGUCUGCAUAGAAAUCAAUGUUGCUCACACCCUACCAGAGGCUAUAUUCGUUGGAUCUUCAAAGGAUGAAGGCUGGUGGCAACGCAUUGAAUACGAGGGAAAUCACAUGUAUUGUUCACACUGUGGACUUUUGGGUCAUCUUGUAGGCGCCUGUCGAAAGAAAAUUGGAAUUCUUAAACAUACGCCGGACAAGAAAAAGCCCAUAGUACAACCGACGAAAAUUCUCCGACGGGGAGAAGAUGAUCCACCCUCAGACGAUCGAACCCCUCAGAACCACGUUCACAAUACUCGAACACCUGUUAAUCCAUCAGAGCUCCUAGUUCCCACGGACCAGACCACGAGGCAAGAUAGUGCGGCGCAAGAAAACACUAAUUCCACGUUUAACAAUACCUCUGAAAUGCCACACACAGAAGUUAGUUUUGAGGCUAUUAAUGUCAAGGAUGUUCGCCAGAACGAUGUAAUUGCAGAUGAUGUUAUAUUACCGGAGAACGUGGAGAAUUCUGAACAACAUGGAGUUAAUGGAUACUCCCCUAACAAACAUCCAGUUACUACAGCAGGUCCGCGUGAAGAGAGGGUCUUGGUUGCUAACAAAUUCCAGGCCCUGACUCAUGACAGUUUGGCUCUGGCCAUAAUUCACUCGGACGGUGAGCAAGAUGACGAAGUUGGUGUCUCAUUGUCGCCUAAAUCUGAUAGUGAAGUAUUGUUAAUUGCGAAAAAAGGAGCCACUGAUAAGAAAACCGACAGUAGAGCAUAUGUUCCACAUACUGAUCGGAUUACCAGAUCCCUGGCAAAGUUUUCUACCAACCCCACUGUUUAA
Messenger RNA from Erythranthe guttata (spotted monkey flower), 1428 nucleotides. The record is from RefSeq and is a predicted model, not a curated record. Lineage: Eukaryota; Viridiplantae; Streptophyta; Magnoliopsida; Lamiales; Phrymaceae.